AUGGAAGAAUCGGUAAACAGAAGAGCAGUAACAGAAGAACGACAAGAGAAGAAUUUGAGUCAAAUGACCGCAAAAAUUUGCGAGGAUUUAAAAAAAUCGGCUUAUCAUGCGAGGCUGUUUGAAGAUAUACAGAAAUUGGCGAUUACGCCGCGUGUACGGACCGAGGACUUCGGGGAUUCCCUGCUGAAAGCCAUGCAGGAAAACGGGCUGGAAUCCAAUUUGAGAAACACCAUUUACCGGUACAUUAUGUCGAAGAAAAAGGAAAGCAACGCUUACGAUUCCUUUUUCAGAAAAUGCCAAAUACACUGGGACAAGCGGAUUCAUAAAUCUUUGAAUUCCAUGUGCAAUGAAUUGGGAAUAUCUUUGGCUAAACCCAGGACAGCCAAUGAAAGGGAGGAAUUGCUCGCCAAAUGGACGGAACUCAGCAAUUACGAAGCGGACAUUCACAAAUACAGACCAGUUUACGCUCCGAAGGAUUUCCUGGACGUUUUGCUCAAUCUAAAAGGCCCCUUAGAUGAAAAAAGUACAGGUAACGGCGAUUGGCAAUUCACCCAACUACCAUUGAAAGUAAAAAACUUGGCGGAAUUGAGAACUUUCUACGGGGAUCUGUCGAAGGGCGAGCAAAUUUUGACGCCCAGCAACGCCCUCACCAUGCCCCAAACCUUCACCCUGCUAGAGGAAGAGAGAAUAACGCUAGGCGAACGAGUACUAUCCAGGAACUACGCCCCCCUGGCGCAGGAGUUCCUCAAAAAGGGCUGUCCUCGAUGCCUGAGGGCCAGAAUGUGGAGCUUGCUCUUGGGCUCGGACGCUCAGAAAUUCGAAUACAAGUACUUCGAGUUUUUGAAAGAGCACGUCCUCCAGUACGACCUGAUGAUCGAUAAAUUGAUCAUCAAAGACAUAUCCCUGACGGCCUCCAACGACGACCAGUACUUCGUCUUCGAGGAUGUAUUGUACCAGGUGAUGCUGUGCUUCUCGCGCGACUCGGAAAUUUUGAAAAACCUCCCCACCCAGCCGGCCUUCAUGCAGGUGUUGAUUAAGGGCAAACAGCCAUCCGGCGAUAACGGCAAUUCAUCGGGUACUAUCGUGUUCCCGCCCAGCGGCGUUAUUCCUUUCCAUGGGUUUUCCAUGUAUGCUGCGCCAUUUUGUUACUUGUACGAUGAUCCUGUGGAAUUGUACUUUUCGUUUAGGGCGUUUUACUUGAGAUAUUGGCAUCGUUUGCACAGAGUGUGCGGUAGCCCCCAAGGGGUUGUGUCGCUCUGCCUGCAAUUCGAAAGAUUGCUGCAAUGUUACGAUCCAGUGUUAUGGAAUCACUUCAAGAAAUGCAAAAUACAACCCUUGAGGUUGGUGAUAAAGUGGAUAAUGCGAGCGUUCAGCGGCCACCUGCCCCCGGAGCAGUUGCUGUCCCUCUGGGACCUGGUGCUGGCCUAUGAUUCCCUGGAGGUGGUGCCGCUGCUGGCGGUGGUGAUAGUCAUCUUUCGCAAGGAUAACCUGCUGAAAGUGACCACUUUGCCGAACGCCGAGGCCGUUUUGUCCGAUUUAACCACCAUAGCGGUGGUGCCGUUGCUGCAGAUGGCCCUGAUGAAGGACUAGAUGUUUCGAGGGAGGAAAGCGAAACCGAAAAUCGUAAAUUAAGUGGAGAUGGUUUAUUAUAUCGCCGAUUGGUUGGUUUAAAAAACCGUUGAAAUAUUGGCUAUAUUGAUGUUAAUUACGAAUUAAAAUCGAAUUUAAUUACCCAAUAAGAGGAAUAUAAAAAGUCGAAUUUUUAUAUCAAAUUAAUCUUACCUAGCGGAGUACCAAUGCCAAAAAAAUUGGAAAAUUUUCAUUUUUAUGCCAUGUGAAUGGUUUUUAAGAAAAAUUACAUUCGCAACUCUCGCAUUUUAUUUUGGCAUUAAUUGUAAUGUGUUGUGUUAUUUAAAUUAAAAUCAAAGAUUUUUAUUAUUCAUCUUAUUUGCAAGUAUGUGUGUCCCCAAUUUUUAUUUCCCUUAAAAAGCUCCAUUUUUAAAUGUGCAAAAUACAUUCAUAAUCGAACAAUAAAGCUCAAAACAAACAGUA
Molecule: messenger RNA, 2052 nt
Organism: Phyllotreta striolata
Lineage: Eukaryota; Metazoa; Arthropoda; Insecta; Coleoptera; Chrysomelidae
Source: the annotation of a GenBank genome assembly